Messenger RNA from Cetraspora pellucida, 745 nucleotides. Lineage: Eukaryota; Fungi; Glomeromycota; Glomeromycetes; Diversisporales; Gigasporaceae. The record is from the annotation of a GenBank genome assembly.
AUGGAAAUCAAAAUUCUUCAAGAAAAUUGUGAUAUAAUUUCAUCGGUUGAUACAGAGUUUAAAGGCGAAUUAAGCAAAAUGGUUUUUGAAAUUUUUAAAAAUCUUCAAGAAUAUAAUGAGGAAGCGAUGAGAACUGGAAAUGACCAAAUAGAUGACAUUAUCGUUGAAUUUGUCAGAAUUAGCAAAGAUAUGUCUAUAGAAUCUUAUAAAAUCUUCUCAUUUGCCAACAAUUUAAUUCUGCACACUAACAUAAUUUUGGAUAAUGCAAUUGAAAUUGAUGAAGUUAAAGAAGAAUUAGAAAUUCUGUCUCAAAAUUCCGCUGAAAGAAUUAACUCGAUUAAAAGUCUAAUAGAAGACUGUAGGAAACUUAAGAAACAGAUUGAAAAAUUAAUUUAUGAAAAUGAUGAAAUGAAACAAAAAGACAAUUCAACUUUGAGUUUUAUAUGCUUGCCAUAUAUUGGAUUGAAUUGUUUUGCAGAAAAUCAACCCCUUUCCAAAUGCCUGGCAGAACAAAUCAUUAAACAAAUUAAAUUACUUGAUGAAGUCUUGACACAUGAUUACAAAGAUUUGUGGGAAAGUUAUAAAAAUAAUAUUGAUAGUUUUAUUAGACUUUUAAAUAAACCAUCUAUGAAUAAUGAUAUUAAGAUAAGAAAGGAAAAUUUAGAAAAGGAAAAAGAAAAAUGGAAAGCCUUGAAGAACAAGCACAAAUUAACCUAUUAUGCUACUAAACAAUCAAUUACAAGAG